GGAGAGAGGAGGCAGAGAGAAGAAUAAGCAGAGGAAUACAAGUGGCACGUCUUGUUUGUUUUCUCUUUUCACAAAAUCUAAAUUUAUCGUUUCUGAAGGAAUCUGUAUAGAGCCUAAUGAAAGGCAAAGGGGAGCAACAGACCCAGUCAAUGUCAAACUGGUUAACCAAAAAGGCCAGAACCAUCUGGACAGCUACAGAUGGAGAAUAACUAGGCACUGCUUAUCAUCUGCAACUCAUGGUGGUGAGAUUUGUCACCAGGUUGGAUCUUCUCCUGAAUUCACUGUGCGCUUGUAAGGAUUUGAAUAACAAGAUUCAGCCUCAGAUUUGGGGAUUCAGAGAUGAUAUUCAUAACUUAGGCACUAGUAAUCUUCUGUGCCCAAUGACUGCUCUUAAAGCUAUAGCCUGGACUUGUUGCCACAACAAUCUGUGAUGCUGAUGACACCCGUUUUGUAUGGUGAAUUUUCCACCUUAAAGUCUGACGUGCAAUUUGUGGCAAACCUGUAUAGUACAUUGUGAACCACCCACUGGAUAAAGAAAAUGCUGCUGAAACAUUCCUCAGAAACUGGAUUGGCCAACCCAGCUUCCUUACCCCCAGGUCCACCUCUGUCCCCAACUUUAGCCUUGUGGCUCCCUUUGGACUUUGCCCUGGGUGCCGCAGCUUGUUGUGGAGCCUGUGUUUUCACUAAUCCCCUGGAGGUGGUCAAGACAAGGCUGCAACUGCAAGGAGAACUAAAGGCCCGGGGCUCUUAUCAGAGGCAUUACCGGGGUGUUUUGCAGGCACUGUGGACUGUGGCGAGAGUGGAUGGACUACGUGGGCUUCAGAAAGGACUCUCUGUUGGGCUUCUUUACCAAGGCCUAAUGAAUGGCGUUCGGCUCAGCUUCUACUCAUAUUGCGAAGCCUCUGGAUUUACCCAGGCCCCUGGAGGCAGUCUGCUGGCAGGCGCAGCAUCAGGAGCCCUUGGGGCAUUUGUGGCCAGCCCAGCAUACUUGGUAAAAACACACCUCCAGGCACAGACAAUUGCAGCAAUCGCAGUGGGACAUCAGCAUAACCACCAGGGUGUAUCCAGUGCAUUUGCCAGCAUCUACCGAGCACAAGGGAUUUUGGGAUUAUGGCGGGGAGUAAAUGGGGCUGUACCACGGGUGAUGGUGGGCUCAGCUGCUCAACUUGCUACUUUCUCAUCUGCCAAGGAGUGGGUUGCCCAAAAACAGUGGUAUGUCCAGGACAGCUGGUUAGUGUCUCUCAAUGCUGCUAUGAUAAGUAGUAUUGCUGUGGCCAUAGCUAUGACUCCUUUCGAUGUCAUCAGUACACGACUUUAUAACCAGCCUGUAGAUGAGCUGGGUAAGGGUCGUCUUUACAGAGGUUUUCUGGACUGCUUUGUGAAGGUGACAAGGAAGGAAGGUCCCCUAGGCCUAUAUAAAGGAAUUGGACCAGCAUUCUUUCGCCUGGGACCGCACACUGUGCUGAGUAUGUUGUUUUGGGACUUACUGCGACAGGCAGCUUCUAAAUAUCAGGUGUAAGGAAAUUCAAUAGUUUCUUUUUUAUUUUGCACUAGACUAUUUGGGUCAAAUGGCCCCUUCUCUCCCAUAAUUCUUACAUUGACUUCACUGCAAACUAAGCUGCUGCAGACAGCCCAUCUAAAUGCAAUCUUUGGCAAAACACUGGAAAAAAUAGACAAAAGACUAAGGUAAAUAAAAAAUAAAAAAAAACUUAUGUUGGAUAAUUUUACCAAUUGCAGAAAUAUGCAAUUAUUUAUUAAAAAUGAAAUUCUUAGAUUUCAAUGGGUCAACUAGAAAUGCACUGUCUGUUAAAUACACUGUAUGUAUACAUAUUAUAUGAAAAAGCAAGCUGAUUUGAAGUGUGUUCAAUGAGAUCUAAAAAAAACAUGAAAUGCAUUCAGUAAUUUUUAGUGGUCAUCAAAUAAAAAGGCGCAAGAGUACAAAUACAAGAAAGAGCUCAAUUAGACUUAAAAUUUUCCUGUGCUCUUAGGUGCAAUUAUUUAGGAUAUAGCGGGCUGGAUAAUGGAUGGAUACAGUAUAAGAUAUACAGUAUAUUAAUGCUGAUAUGACUCAAGCAGACAGGCUUGAAAUUAUUAUUACAGGAAAUACUGUACAAAACUAUGACCUCUAAGUAAAAACGUGUUAUUCUUAAGUGAGCAGCAAGAACCAAUGAAAGUGAGAAAAAAAGAGUCAUUGAUUACUCUAUUACAAGAGACUUCACUAGUAACUUACCAAGGAGGGUAAGAGAGCUUGGUGGGUGUCCUGUUUGCUGAGGAUGCUCCUAAAAUAGAGUAAAAGAGGAUCCAAUUAGUGCACGGAUUAAAUGUCCAUUGUGCUCAGUCCAUUUCUGUGAUGGCCAGGUCCUAUGUGAUUCCAUUCCAAAACAAAUAAAUAAGCAAAAGGAUGUAAAUGCUGUAAUUCAGUAACACUAUUCUACAGAACUAAACUUUACAAUACACCAACAGUAUUAAAAGAAACCAUUUAUUUAGCAAUCCAUUGUUCUGUUUCCCAUUUUGGUUCUUAGUGCUUUCUGAUGAGGUUCGACACAUUUGACAAAAUUUAGAGAGUAAAAUAUUUCCUAGUGCUCUUUGUUGCAGUUAAGUUCUCACAUUUGCUCCUGUGCCAUCUGAUUACAUACUAAUAAUUAGUUUUAUUAUAACAAACAUCAGGUGGAAUCCAAAAAAUGAUAACCAUAAUGUCUGCCUGAAACACACACUUACCCCUGUGACCUCAGAUUACAGACAAUUAAUUAAUAAUAUUAUAGCGAAUGUCCAGUGGAUUACAAAAAUAACUAUUAAUAUGCAUUUAUAAUACUGAGAUAAGUAUUAUAAGACAAGGAAUUACUGUAGCUAUGUUUAACUAAUUUGGCCAAAUUAGUCAAAUAACACACACAAAUGGUAUCUUUCUGAAUAUUCUGAUGCAAAAAUAGUAUCAAUUAAGUAUGAAUUUCUUUGAGUUAAUGAGGUUCAUGCUGUGGCGUGGCUCAAUGUUCAUCUUUUUCUCUGUUAAUCACCAUCUAAGGGAUAUCUUUCGCAAUUGACAUAAAAAAAAUAUCGAGUGCCAUUCGUUUAUUACAGAAUUCAAAUAAAGACUACUUACUUACAAAGAGUACUUACUGAGGCCAUAGGGCAGGGGUCCUCAAUCACAGUCCUGGAGGGCCGCAGUGGCUGCAGGUUUUUGUUCUAACCCGGUUGCUUAAUUAGAAAGCAAUUCUUGCCAAUAAUUUAAUUUCAUAGCUUGUUAGAGCUUUAACACUGCUAUGUCAGGUAAUUCUCAUAUCUUAGAUUUUCUUCCCCUUUCUAAGGAUAUCAUCCAAAUGAUUUGAAGGCUCAAAUGGAUGAGUAAUUCACAGUCCUUCACUUUCCUUCUAACUAUUUAAUUAAACCCAAUAAUGCAUGAUAAAUACACACAGGUGUAAAUGGUAACAAGUUAAACGGAGAAAUGCUGGUCUCUUUUGUCAUAUGCAUGUUAUUGCUAAUUAGGAGCAAUUAAAAACCAAGAAUACAGCUGUUUAAGACUAAAAUAAGCAAUAAGGGUUCAAAAUCUUAAUGAGCACGACCACUAAAGUGAAGCAGAACUGUUACUUGAACAAUAAGUGGUUCUUAUUAAGCAACUGGGUUGGAGCAAAAACCUGCAGCCACUGUGGCCCUCCAGGACUGUGAUUGUGGACCCCUGCCAUAGGGAGACAAUCAACUUAAAUGGGAAACGUUUAAACAAAUGGUUGGGAUCACAAAUACCUAAGUAUUCAGCUACAAAAGAAACAUCACUAAACACAUGGCAGUGCGAGGAAGAGGUAGAAAUGAUUUUUGAACAUUGGAAAAUGCAAGGAGCCUAAAUCAGGAGUACAGCCAUGACUAAAUCUGUUUCUUUAUGGCCUGUUCUGGUAGUCGGUGCUCAAGUAAUACCUUUGUAAAUAAACAUAGACAAGCAAAACUUGAAGUUUGUUUAAUCCUUGUUACAGAAGUCAUGAGAAAUGCAGAAUACACUGCACUACUGUUGUGGCUAGGGAAAGACAAAAAUAAUCAAAUGCUGCAAAGAUAUUUGUAUAGUACAGCUGGGAUAGACUUUUGCCCACCAUGACCCUGAAUUGGAUUAAGUGUGUCUAAGAAUGUUAUGUUACAAUGCUAUGUUACAAGACAAAUGUCACUAAAAACCACUGUUGUUUGGUGGUUCAUGUACAAUUGUUUAGGUCAAGGUGACUCCUUUAGUAGUGUGAAGGAGCAGGGAAAAGGCAAUUUAACAGUUCCAUCUUUGGGUGUGGCCAUAAUUGGGUGCAUCCCUCUGUAGUUUAUAUAUACUUUGGCAGAAGUGAUUCUGUUCUAAACACACACAGAAAAGAAAGAGGUACUACUUUAUUAAAUAAUUUGCAAAUAAAGUCGACAUUACAAUGAACCAGUGGUGUACAAACCAGCUGUCACUUCCAAAAUUAAUUUUCUAGCACACCACUCUCUCUUUUCAGUCUUGUGGUCAUGGUUUGAUUUCUUUGCCUGUCAGACAUUCACUUUAUUUAAAAGGUAACUCUGAAUUUCACAACUCAUACAAAGAUUAAGAAAUGAGCAAGAUUUGCACAAAAGAUGGCCUGCAUUUUAAAAGUGUUAAAGAAAUUGCUGCUGUUGCUAAUGAGUGUUAAAGAAAUUGCUGCUACUGACAUAUCUUGUUUAAAAAAUGCAUUAUUUUAAAAGGGUAGAGAGAAACACGGAGAAGUUGUCAACACUAGUGUGCCUUAUUAAUUUUGACUUGAAGCAGCUCCUGGUACUACUGAUUUGAAAAGCAACUGCUAAUGACACUGUGAAAUCUUAGUAAAUUAUGAUCAGGGGUACAUUUGUUUACUUACUAUAUACAUACAAGAGACUGUAUCUCAGUAGUGAAGCUGUAUGUCACUUUACAACUGUUUUCCUUAAGUGAGCCACUGCCAUUGUAGUGGUUUCCAUUAUGCAGGACAAUGCUUACAACAAGCUUACAACUGCUGAAACAAUCUGGAAGAAUGUAAUCAAUUAUUUUUUCUUUUUCAAAUUUAAAUUAAAAAAAGCAUAGCUAUAAACUGAAUUUGAAUAAAAUACGUUGUG
Molecule: messenger RNA, 5064 nt
Organism: Erpetoichthys calabaricus (reedfish)
Lineage: Eukaryota; Metazoa; Chordata; Cladistia; Polypteriformes; Polypteridae
Gene: slc25a34
Product: solute carrier family 25 member 34
Exons: 5
Coding region: 539-1519 (326 amino acids)
Source: RefSeq, a predicted model, not a curated record